AUGAGACUACAAUCUGCUGUGGCGGAUGAGACAAAGGACGUAAACGCAGCUGGCGAAAACUUGCCUGCUGCUUCUUCUGAUUCAGAUUCGCGUGUUGAUGCACUGCGUGUCCUCGGGGAUGACGACCUUGCGCUGAUACACUCUAGCGAGUCAAAUGGCUACACCGACUUCACGAAGGCUGCCACGACGACAGAGCCGAAAGCGGCGACAAAAGAGUCGAGCAAUUCGGUCUUGCGAAGCGCGAUGAGCCUACUGUGA
Molecule: messenger RNA, 258 nt
Organism: Peronospora matthiolae
Lineage: Eukaryota; Oomycota; Peronosporomycetes; Peronosporales; Peronosporaceae
Source: the annotation of a GenBank genome assembly